Molecule: messenger RNA, 1005 nt
Organism: Helobdella robusta
Lineage: Eukaryota; Metazoa; Annelida; Clitellata; Rhynchobdellida; Glossiphoniidae
Exons: 3
Coding region: 1-1005 (334 amino acids)
Biological process (GO): potassium ion transport; detection of calcium ion
Cellular component (GO): membrane; voltage-gated potassium channel complex
Molecular function (GO): calcium-activated potassium channel activity; potassium channel regulator activity
Source: RefSeq, a predicted model, not a curated record
AUGACCGGACUGAACCAAACCGAAUUUUUAAUUACAAAAAUUAUCUGCACUGGCGCUCUCAUUUUAGAAGACUGCGAUAUUUCGUUAAUAUUUUAUUUAGGCUGCAGAUCGGCAUCAGCAGGAGUCAUGGAAAAUUGUUCCUUUAGUGAAUGUUUGAAAACGCGGGAAGAAAACCAAAGAUCGGUGAAUAAAUUUGUGGAGAGCUGGCAAAUCCUCACAAAAAAUGGACGCGCACCUUUCCCAUGCUUUUACGACACUCAGGAGCACAACAACGUCAUCGUUAAGAAAACUUACACAACAUCGGACGUCGUUCACACGAUGCUGUGGCCCUCUCUCGUCGUUCUAGUCUGCGGGAUUAUAUUUCUUCGUUUGGAGAUGACACGCAGACGGUUGACGUUAUGUGGCAGACAGGCGCCUGAAGACAUGAACGUACCUGUGACAACUGCCACCGCGGUUCAACAACUUGCUGAUUCCUCUAAAUCCUUUUCCAGAAAAAAUAGCAGAGAUCCAUUAUCUUAUUUAAAUGACAUUUACAAUGCAAAAAAUAUCAAAUUUGAGAGUGAAAAUAUUCGUCAAGCAUUCCCUUAUCAUUUUCGCCAGACAGCUGAUAGCAACAACAGCAGCAUAAACAAUAAACAUCAAGGCGCUUUAAAUUUUUUACACUUUCAAAAAGCACAGUGCUCAACAACCGUAGAAAAACAUCUACACGACCCUUUCGUCAGACACGUGAAGCAGAAGAGAUCCGGGAUGACGUCAUCUUCCGAUUCCUCCACGUUAUGCAAGUCCAUGCCUUCUCUUCACAGAGAAAGUUGCAGCAUCCCGAUCAAUGCGAUGGCGAUGCUGAUUGACCAGCGAGAAAUUUUGAAUCCGUUAUUGAAGAAUGAAAACAGCGAGGAGAAAGAUUUAUCGUUACUUGAACACCAUAAACAAUCGCUCAAACAGUUCGGCCAACGAAGCGCCAGUGUAGACAAGUACACAACUGGCAACUUGCUGUUGCCCGUUUAG